ACUGUCCUUUCAGUGGUCGCAAAAAUCAAGUCAAGCUUUACCUAUGACGAUUCCGUGAAAUCUGUCAAGUUCAUUACCCCUCUGCGUGCAAUACGGGAGUACAUUUUAACCACACAGGACUUAGAGGCGUUGCCUCGUUAUUACAGCCGCAGUCCCUACUCAGGUGAAACCCAAACACAAGUCUUUCUGCGUUCUGACGUUGAGCAGCUUGCAUACAAGAAACAUGGGGGCAAAGAUGCUUUUGAGUUGCGUUUGAAGAUAAUCAAAGACAUGGAACGAAGGGCUCGCGCUGACAUUUUCAACUUAAAGAAAGCACUGAAGCAUUUCAAGGCCACAAUGGAAUCAAACCGAAAUGACCCAUCGCUCCAUGUGGAACGCCAACGAAGCGUUUUUCGAACUGGUCCCGGCCGUGUUGUGUUAUUUGCGAUCGCUGUGAAUUCCUUGAAUGUCGCAGCCAAAGCAAUCGCCUGGUGGUACACGGGCUCAAAGAGUAUAUUCUCUGAAGUAAUGCAUUCGAUUGCCGACACAUUCAACCAGGCAGGUCUUUUUCAAUACUAUCGAUUGUCUAACCAUCAAAUGUAUGAAUACGGCCCUGCUAACCUUCAUACUGCUGGAUUGUUGCCAGUGAUGGUAAUGCCAUUUGUCAUACCCUAUUAUUUGGCAAUAUAUUGCUUCCCGUUUCUCUUUUUGUGCACCAAACAGAUUCUGGUCGCCUACGGCCUCCAUUCUUCUUUUCAAAAGCCGGAUGAGAUGCAUCCCUAUGGUUACAUCCCCAUGCGUAAUGUGUCUUCGCUAAUCAGUGGCGUGGCUAUUUUCUUUCUUGGUGCCGGUUUCACAUUUUAUCACGGUGUUCGCGGUUUGUUGGAACCGCACGACGUUGAACCACUUCAUUGGGCGCUGCUCGUGAUGUUGGGCUCGUUCGUCAGUGAAGGAAGCACCUUAGCUCUAGCUUACCGCGAAGCACGUUUAGGCGCCAAAAGACACAACUACGACUCUGUGCGACAAUGGCUUAUGGCCGGUGUCGAUCCCAGUACAAGUGUCGUGCUGUUGGAAGACUUGGCCGCUGUCUUGGGAGUGCUGGUGGCUGGUACGGCAAUGGGUAUCACUACCUUAACCGGAUCUCCGUUCCCUGAUGCUGUAGGGGCUAUUGGUGUCAGCGGGAUUCUGGGCGCUGUGGCAGCUCUGAUCAUUCGUACGAAUACGGAAAUGCUGAUCGGUCGCUCCAUUCCAUUGGAGAAGCAGGAAGCCAUCAUGCGGUUGAUCGAUAACAUGAAGGUCAUCCGCGGCACAUACGAUAUAAAAGCAACAAUGAUGGGUGGGGAGGCAAUGCGAUUCAAAGCCGAGGUGGAUAUUGAUGGGAGAGAACUGACCAAACGGUAUAUGGAAACAUUACCGCUGGACGCGCUUUUGCAGGAGGUGAAGAGUAUUCAAACAGAACAACAACUUGUCCAUUUUAUGCUCAAACAUGGGGACAACCUGGUCAAUACUUUGGGUGCCGAGAUCAAUCAGAUCGAGGCGAAAAUCAAGAAAGAAUUUCCCGGGAUGAUGCACAUUGACAUCGAAAUCAACUGAGUCGAACGUGGAUCAACAUCAGCUGGUCGGAUUUGUUUUGAGCGCCCUUUCGACUGUGGCUGAAACACAUGUGGAAACCAUUGGGUUCUGCGUUCACUCUCCUUCUCCGACCUACGUACUGUUCCUCUGGUUGCCAAUGGGCGCAUGUGGUUCUAGGCCGGUGAUGUGACCUUGCUUGUAUGCGUAUUUUUUCGUAAUAUUCAG
Messenger RNA from Opisthorchis viverrini, 1776 nucleotides. RefSeq lists its product as hypothetical. Gene Ontology annotation, cellular component: membrane. Lineage: Eukaryota; Metazoa; Platyhelminthes; Trematoda; Opisthorchiida; Opisthorchiidae. Gene Ontology annotation, biological process: transmembrane transport; zinc ion transport. The transcript is spliced from 13 exons. The annotation marks the transcript as partial. Gene Ontology annotation, molecular function: monoatomic cation transmembrane transporter activity. The record is from RefSeq and is a predicted model, not a curated record.